AUGUGGUAUCCUAUGGAUGAGUUCUAUGUACAUCGCCGGUACGAAGGCUGUAUAAAAGAGGAGAAAAACGGCUGGUGUUUGGUAAGAUAUUUGAAUCAGCUGUUGGCAGCUGUUUCCAUCUCAAACAGCUCCGUUUCCAACAGCUCCAAUUUGAAGCUUUUUCUCAAAAAUAUAAAUAUGUCUCGCAAGUGUAAGACUAGCGGAAGAGUCACUUGGACAAAUGAGCAAUUUACUUCAUUUGUUGACAUAUGUGUUAAAGGUACUAAUAUUGGUCAGAGAAGUGGAGGUGGGUGGGGUGAUAGAGGGUGGAUUUGGGUAGAAAAUGAGAUGAAACUUGUUGGCUUAGUAUUUACUAGAGAACAACUAAAACAUAAAUGGGAUUGGAUGAAAGAACAAUGGAAAAUAUGGAAAGAAUUGAAAGGAAAAUCAACUGGAUUAGGAUGGAAUCCUUUUACCGGCACAGUCAUGGCAUCUAAUGAAUGGUGGGAUGAAAAAAUUAAAGAAAAUCCAAGUUUUGCAAAAUUUCGUGAAAAGGGAAUCGGUAAAGAGCUUUAUGAGAAAUACGAAAUUAUAUUUUUGAGUACCGUGGCUACCGGAGAUUAUGCAUAUGCUCCAUCUUCUGGAAUUUUACCUAGUGAUAUUGAAGAACUGUCACAUGAUGAUGUGCUUUCUACUCAACAGAGUGGUUAUCUAGAAAAUAAUUUUAAUGAACAUCUAAAUGAGAUGAGUGGUGGAGGAUUAGGCAACGAACAAUCGUUUACUGAGCUCCUUUUUGGAACAACAAACUUAGAAAAUGUUGGAAGUAAUACUAGUCAAGGAAGUGGUAAAAAGCAAAAGAGAACAGGAUCUCCAGCUGAUGGGCGAAUGAAUAAGAAAGGGGGUAAAGAAAAAAAAUUAUCGGGUACUGAGCAAGUGACCAAUAUUGUUAGAGAAUUGAAUGAAGGUAUGCAGGAAAGUAUGAAAAAUAAGACUACUGCAUUAUGUAGAGUUUUAGGGGAUCGCCCAGGUUGUUCCAUUGAAGAGGUUAUGAAAGAUGUUCUUUCUUUACCACAAAUGCAAGAGGCAAGCGAUAUUCAUUUUUUUAGUACUUUAUUGUUGGAUCAAAAAUCAAAAAGAGAGAUGUACUGUACUUUGAAAGAUACUGGGACAAAGUGGAAAUGGCUUGAAUAUCAUCACACAUUAUGGGUGAAGGGCAUGUGGAAACCGAACAACUAG
Molecule: messenger RNA, 1215 nt
Organism: Mercurialis annua (annual mercury)
Lineage: Eukaryota; Viridiplantae; Streptophyta; Magnoliopsida; Malpighiales; Euphorbiaceae
Product: L10-interacting MYB domain-containing protein-like
Exons: 4
Coding region: 1-1215 (404 amino acids)
Source: RefSeq, a predicted model, not a curated record